Ostreobium quekettii is the source of this 1389-nucleotide messenger RNA. NCBI's taxonomy places the organism in Eukaryota, Viridiplantae, Chlorophyta, Ulvophyceae, Bryopsidales, Ostreobiaceae. The record is from the annotation of a GenBank genome assembly.
AUGGAGGGGAGCCAGGCGGAAGCGGCAGAGCGCAGGGGCCCACAGUACAAUCACAGAAUGGUGUGCUUCCUUGCUCUCCAGCUGGACAGGGUAAAAGAGCUGGAAAGACCUCCAAGCGCAUCUGCCGAAGAAUGGGAAGCCUUUGAACUGUCUGUCCAUAAGGGGUGGAGGCUUGUGGCCAAGCAUACAUCCCCCUUUGACAUCAGAACUUUCUACAAAAUCGAAGAUAUGCACAGCACAGUGGAGGAGAUCUGUAAAUAUCUGAAAGCACAGGCACGAGAAUGGCGGGUGGACUGUGGUGCGGCCUUGGAAGGCUGUGUGCCCCAAGAUUUUGUGCAAGAGGAUAGGGAGUAUCUGCACAAACUGCUUGCCUACAUCCUCAAAGGCGUGGAAAGUGGGAUCGAUGACAAGCUGCUCAUGGAAUGGCUCCCCAUCAAACGCAGACAUGAGGUAGAAAUGAGAGAACUGCAAAUCAUUGGGGAGGAUGUGCUGGUGCUGAAGAGACAGAUGGGCCAGGGUGGAUAUGGGUUUGUGUACGAAGCAGAAUGGAAUCUGGCCACAGUGGCAGUCAAGAGACCACUGAGGGAUGGCGACUUGCCCAUUGAGGAGUUUGCUAGCCUUGUCAGGGAAGUGAUGGUUCAGGGCAGGUUGCGUCAUCCCAACAUUGCGCUUGUGUAUGCUACUACACCAUCUGGCUGGCUGGUCAUGGAAGCAGCAGACUCAGAUUUGGGUACCCUGUGCCAUGGCAAGGAGAGGCUCAGCUGGCAUGGCACACUGAACAUCCUCAGGCAAGCAGCCAAAGGACUGUGCUACCUGCACAACCUUUCCCCUGCAAUCGUUCACUCAGAUGUGAAGGCUUCCAACUUCCUUGUAUUUGGAAAGGAGCCAAGCAGCUGCAGGAUUAAAGUUGCAGACUUUGGCCUUGCUUUUGAAGCACUCGAGGGGAGAAGCAAGACUGCAAGGCUGGGAGGAGGAACGCUGGAGUGGAUGGCUCCAGAAAUAUAUGAGCAGAAGCCCAUCACCAUUUCAUCAGACAUCUUCAGCUUCGGAGUCACCAUGUAUGAAGUUCUGACAGGGGCAUAUCCUUAUGGAUCAGACAAGCUGAAUCAGUAUGCACAAGCUGCUGUUGUUAUGAACAAGAAGCUCUCUGGCAAGGAACCUUGCACUAUUGGGCCUGAUGACUGUCCCAAUGACAUGCAUGCCCUCAUGAUGCGGUGCUGCUCUAUUGAUCCUGAAGAUCGACCAACAAUGCUGGAAGUCAUCAAAUGUCUUGAGGAGUUGCCAAAUGAUUGGAAACCCGCUUCUCAGCUCUCACCCAAGGCGAGCCAACAACAACCCAUAUUUGAGGGUAAAUUGUCAGCCUUUCAUUUGGCUGAGUACCACAAAUGA